AUGAUUUCGAUUAAACAAAAUAAUAAUUUUAUUAUUAUAAACAAAAGAUAGAUCAAUUAAAAAAGGAGAGAUUUGAUUUGUUUAUGCAUGGAUUUAAUUUAAUAGGAUAAAAAUUAAGAAAGAUUUAUUAAACAUAAACAAAUGGAGGUGAUUCAGAAUUGGAAUUGGUAGACACAAUGGAUCCAUUUAGUGAAGGUAUAAGUUUAAGUUUAAGACCAAAGAAUAAAUCAUGGAAUUAGAUGUCUAAACUAUCAGGAGGAGAAGAGACAUUAUCUUGAUUAUCAUUAAUAUUAGCAUGAAGUUAUUAUAAACCUUCAACAUUAUAUUUCUUUGAUGAAGUAGNUAAUAAUAAAGAUUUACAAAUAAUUAUGGAGUAAUGAAAAAUAUUAAUAUAAUAGACCAUGUACAUUUGGAAUAUAUAAUUAAUUAACUUGUGUUACUGAGAAGAGGAAUUGCACAUCAAAAGAGCUAACGAGUAUAUUAUAGAAAAAAUAUUAAGUAAAAUUUUAACUUUAAUGAUUAUUGA
Molecule: messenger RNA, 526 nt
Organism: Paramecium sonneborni
Lineage: Eukaryota; Ciliophora; Oligohymenophorea; Peniculida; Parameciidae
Source: the annotation of a GenBank genome assembly